AUGCAGAAGGAUGGAGGAAGCAGAGAACUUCAAGCAAAUUCAGAAGCUUUGCAUGCCUUUCCUGAAAUUCAAGAAGGACGAGGCAAUAGCUCUGGGACUCAGGCUCUGAAUUUGAGGUUGCCUUUUGGAGAGAAGGAAGUCCUUGAGAGUAACGUGGAGUUGAUCAAGAGGCAGCUUGGUCUUGAAGAGGUUGAAAUACAUUCUGCUGCUGAUGUUGAUUUAGCUGGUCCACAUGCAUCACUCCUGAAGCAGAAUCCUCCAUCUCCAGGCAGUCCAACCGCCAUCUUUGUUAACAGGUAA
This is a messenger RNA of Microthlaspi erraticum, 300 nucleotides long. The record is from the annotation of a GenBank genome assembly. Lineage: Eukaryota; Viridiplantae; Streptophyta; Magnoliopsida; Brassicales; Brassicaceae.